UACUGAAUCCUCCUUGUGGUAGCUAACUACCAAUUUCAUGGAAGCACUUAAAACUGCGUUUUCCCACUGUCCGAGUCCCUCGUAGGUGACGCGGGCUCUGCCACAGGUGAUUCUAUAUGGAUUAACACGGACUGAGAACGCAUUAAAGUAACGGUGUUGGCUUCAGCAGCCACUCUGAAGAAGCUAGCUAGCGGAGCACGUAGCUAGCCGUAGUUGUCGACCGUCUCCGGGUUUUAGUUUUGCAACCAGCGGCGGGUCGAGGGGAGUUUGGCACUCCCUGUUUUGCGUGCCCGCACCGUUGGACGGAGAGUGUCAAAUGGCAGAGCCGAGGAAAGUGCCGUUCGUCACCAUUUCAUCCUUCGGCACCUCGCCGCUGACCUCGGAGUCCAGCAAGAAGCGCCGCCGCGAAGAUGAGGCCGCCGACGUCGCUUUUGGGAAAGAUGGAAGUGGAGGUGUCGCGGCGAUCUGCUCCGGAGGCGGCGGCGGAGGAGGAGGAGGUCUGUUCGGCAACACGAAAGGAAGCGACGCCGAGUCUGCCGAGACGAAAGCUACGGUCCGCCUCAACCUGUCUCUGACCGAGCCGAAUGAACGGGGCUCCGCCGAGUUCAAUUACGGGGAGCUCGUCCACACAACUCAGGUAAAGCACGCAGGUCCACCAAUCCAUAAAGGACUCACACCUUCACUGGACCCAAACGAUCCUUUUGCUGAUGAUGAGAGGGAAAGACGUGAGGUAGAAGAGCUAGCCAAGAAGUUUGAGAAUAAAUAUGGUGGUGGAUCAAAGAAGAAGAAAAAGGACAGGAUGCAAGAUCUCAUUGACAUUGGCUAUGGCUAUGAUGAGACCGAUCCCUUCAUUGACAAUUCAGAGGCUUAUGAUGAGCUUGUGCCGGCCUCUCUCACCACAAAACAUGGAGGCUUCUACAUCAACACGGGUACUCUGCAGUUCAGAGCAGCAUCUGACUCAGAGGGAGAAGAAGCCGGCCCCGAGGAUAACCACUUCAAAAAGAUGAAAGAUGGUGAAGAGCGGGUGAUAAAAAAGCAUAAGAAAAAACAAGAUGGUGGCAUUCUGGAAGACAAGAAACCCAGAAAGAAUAAAAUACCAAAGCCAGGAGUUUCACCCUUAAAUGUUCAUCGGCCAGAAAAGAAGAAGCGGAAAAAGCUAAUGAAGGACUCUAUCCACCUGGCUAACAUGCUGCGCCGUUUCACCAGGGAGAAGGAGGAGAUGCGCAAGAAGAAUCUGACUGCUGCUGGUUUGCCGCGACUGAAUGCCAAAGUGCCCAGUGCCAACAGCACACUCCUCAACACGCACGCAAAGACUGCUGGCAGCAAUGACUGCAGCAUGGCUGACCUGACUGCUGACCCCACUGUCAUAUCGCUGUUGGGAUCGGCCAACAAUGACAUGUUGCAAGACAUGAUGGGAGAUCUGGACUUCAGUAUGCUGGACUCUCCACAACCCUCCAGUCCUGUACAGGCAGAAAAUGGCUCUUUUGGUGUCGGACAUAAACCAGGUGUCAGCCGAGUGGUGCAGGGUAAUAUGGCACCGCCCCCUCCUCUGCCCACUGGACUCCCAGCCCCACUCACCAAGCGCAUUGAGGAUCUAAGAGCGGCAUCCCGUUUGUUUGAUGAAGAGGGAAGGAAGAAAUUCUUCACAUUGGACAUGAACAACAUCUUACUAGAUAUUGAGUUGCAGGUUCAGGAGCAGCCUGCAGAGGUGCGUUCAGCGGUCUAUUCCCACCUGGAGGCCUUUGUGCCCUGCAAUAAGGAAGCUCUGCUCAAACGCCUGAAGAAGCUCAGCCUCAACAUACAGGACGAUCGCCUUCGAACACCCCUGCUGAAACUGAAACUUGCAGUGUGCAGUGUGAUGCCUGAGCAGAUUGCUCGAUACAACAUGGACUGUAUUGCUAAGGUGGCAAAGCACCAGUCUGAGGAGGGUGACAAGAAUGGUUCAGAGGAUGAUGAUGAUGAGAAACCAGGGAAGAGGGUAGUGGGGCCCCGAAAGAAGUUUGUCUGGGAUGACAAACUCAGGGCAUUACUGUGUAACUUGGUACGGGUGAAGCUGAGCUGCUAUGAGCUGGAAGGCAAGAACGCGCCAUCUCUAGAAGACUACCUCAAAGCCUUCAUGGAGAAUGAAGUUAAACCACUAUGGCCUAAGGGUUGGAUGCAGGCCAGGAUACUGUUUAAAGAGAGCAUCACAGUUCAUGGUCACCUCACAGGCUACACAGGAAAGAAGAAGAUUGUUCCUACUCCAAAGGCCAAGCCGAAGGAGACUUUGUGGGUUCAACGGUCUACACCCUCAGCAGGUGCCACUCCAUCCCCUGUUGCCCAGGUUGCCAAGCAACCACCACAGUCGCCAACCGAGCCCAUCUGUCUCGAUUCCCUGGAUGAUGAUCUGACAGCUCCUUCCCUUGAUUCCAUUUCCCAGGCGUUGGCCAUUCUUGGCAGCGCAGCCAAGGGCCUGGCUCAGGAGGACAGCCCCCCAUCACCAGAUGGAGCCAAGGCAGCUGCCAGCCCCUCCUCCCUCCAUGCCUCCCCAGUCAUCCAGCAGCAGAAAAAAAACUCUGUCAGCACCCCCAGCUCCAGCGCACCUCACUACAUCUCUACCUCUUUGUCUUCCUCCACACCUCUGUCUCGGCCUCACUCCAUCUCGUCCUCUCCGUUGUCCUCAGUGAGGGCAGAUGGGAUGGUGGGUAUUAAGGGCAUGGCACACACACACAGGCACCCAGUUUUGAGUGCUCAGAGACCUGUAGGAAUGGGUGUGGCUAAAGCAAACAUCCCAGUCUCCCCCUCUCCACCUAAACCACGCCCACCACCCACCGCAUCUCCGCUUGUGCCCCCAGGAUCAAAGACAGUGGUCUCUACUGCUCCCUCCAGCCUCCUCAAAGGCAGCAAUAACAAAGCCAACAGUGCUGACACUCUGGUUAUUACAUCACCUCAGUCUCGACCACACACCCUAACAUCAUCCUCGCAAAUGACCCCCAAAACCUUCCAGACCCCUCGCCUCCCUCAACCCACACAAAGUAAGUCCUCUCCCGCUUCUUCCCUCUCUCAGACACUACCUGUCGUUCAGGCUCAGCCCCAAUCUAACUUCAUCACCCCUAUGCAUGCCACUCUCACCAAAUCCACUCACAGCAAUAUCCCCCCCAUCGUCAAGCUGACGCCACGUUCCCCCAACCCUGCCGUCGCUGCUACCACCUCAGCCUCACCCUCCAUUUCUCAAAGUCCAAGGUCUCAGGCAACCCCUUCCAUACACCAGUACUCUCCCAAAAGCCCAGCAGGCUUCCGCCCGACGUUCUCAGGUGCCCAAGCAGUAACAACUAAACCGGGGCAAGGCAGCUACACUCCUCCAGGCAGCCAGAAGACCCCAAAUAGCACCACCAACACCAGCCUUAACACCUCAUCCAUAAACAAACUUUCAGGAUCCAGUGCCUCCCCCACAAUGGCCUCUGCCAACCCAGGUCAGCGUCAGAGAUCAGGUGGUGGGACACCUCAGGGGGCCAAGACAGUUGCAUCUGUCCCAUCGUCAUCAGUCUCUUCUCAGUUUCCAAAGGUGUCUACAGCAGGCAGCAGCGGCUUGCUUGGCUCACCUUCAUCUCUGCCCCUUAGUUUUGGGAUGCUUGGGGGGCUGGUGUCACUCCCGUUCCAGUUCCCCACGCUGUUAAACCUGCCUUCACUGGGCACAGGAGGAACCAAUACAGCAGCCAGCGGCUCUGCAGCCAGUAGCAAUGCACCAUUUUCUACCCUGACCCAGAAUCUGUAUAAGAGUCUCCAGUCAGGGUCUCAGGUUGCUCUGCCUCCUCACUUGCAGCUUACUUUUUCAGAUGCCAACCAAAGCCAAGGAGGAGAUACUAAGAGGAAGUCUCUAUGAUCCAUCUCUCACAGCAAGCAGACAGGGUCUGGUUUUUAGCCACAAGUGGACAAGCCACUAAAAUUAUGGGUGUGAAUUGAACUGGGUUAUAUAUAAGCAUCAAGAUCACUUCAACUGUCAUGAACAGCAGUUGAAUAUAACUUUUUAAAACAGUUUGAUAAAUUUUAAAUACUAUUCUUCAUAGAGCUCUUAAAUAAAAUGACAGUUUGACACUGUUUACAAAAUAGACCUAUAACACUGUGGACCGAGGAGGAAUGAGUGAGUGAACGUGUGACUGUGGUACAUGAUGUUUGGACUGAAAGUAUGCCUGACUCCCUCUCUGUGCAUGGUCUAUAUUUGGUGCUUUUUUAAAAAUCAAAAUGUAAUUAUCACUGAUACCUGUAAGAAAUGUAAAGUGCAAACUGAAUUUGAGCUUUUCACCAAGAGCUGUACACUUUUCACUGUACUUGAAUUUUUUUUUCCUGUAUAGGACCUGAACCUACUUUGAAUUAAAUCUUUUCCCUUUCCAAGGUAGUUUUAUAUUUAGUUCGCAAGACUACUGAUCUAUCAAGAUCCCCCAAAUGUUCCAGUGAAUCCAUGUAGUCUUUAUAGUUUUGUGAGACACAAACCCAACAACACUGCAGGUAAAUGGGCAGUACAGAUUUAAUUUUAAUGUGAUUUGAUUAGUCAAUUAUCAAUAUGCCCAUGUAUCAGAUGUAAUCAACAACAGAAUUAAAGUAAACUACAUUUCUGAAACCCUUUUUAACACCAGAUAAAAACAACAAGCAAGACGAAGAAAAAACAAAAGUUUUUCAGAGAUUUAAGAGACUGGAAAACUGGCAGUAAGAAGGUAAGCAGUUUGAGCGUUUCAAAGCUUCUUGCAGAUGGCUUUCCCCUCAGCACUGUCGGUCCACGUUCCCUUUUAGGAGCCUACUUGACGAGAGGCCUGGUUUUGUCAUCGUCGCCACACUGGUGGGCUUUGUACUUUUUCACCUCAGCCAUGUACUUUGACCAAGCAUCGCUCUUGCCUGGCUCAACCUGCAGGAAAGAAGUUUGGGAAUUACUGGUUAAG
Molecule: messenger RNA, 4913 nt
Organism: Thalassophryne amazonica
Lineage: Eukaryota; Metazoa; Chordata; Actinopteri; Batrachoidiformes; Batrachoididae
Gene: ubn2b
Product: ubinuclein 2b
Exons: 17
Coding region: 317-3862 (1181 amino acids)
Cellular component (GO): nucleus
Source: RefSeq, a predicted model, not a curated record